CACCAUUGGUGCAGUCCGACCCGGUACAAUAUGGCUACAGUAUUGCGGCCCUUGGAACGGCUGCGAGCGCCCCGACCUUCGUUGCAUCCCGGGGUGACCGGCUCAGGCUCCGCCUGCUGCCGCUGCACACUCGGAGCUAAAAGAUACCUACUCACAGAUAGCAUUGUAAAAUUAAAAGAGUUUCAACAUAAGAAGAUGGCCAUUGCAUACAAUCUCCCCGGCACCAAAGAAAUCUACUUCAGGAACUUAGAGGAGAAGCUGACCCAGAACAAACUCAUUUUGAAGGAAGAGCUGAAAAACGUGCUUCACUUGUGUCAGUCCCGGGAAGACGUGGAGCUGGCGAAAACUGUCAUUUACAGGUACCAUGCAGAAAACAGAAAUUUCUCCUUGGGGGAGUAUAAGUUUGGACCAGUUUUCAUGCGGCUGUGCUACGAGUUGGAUCUUGAGGACUCCGCAGUGGAGCUGAUCAAAGACAAGCAUUUACAAGGUUUCUUCCUAGACUCAACGUCAUUCAAUAUUUUGAUGGAUAUGUUAUUUACCAAAGGCAAAUAUCAAAGUGCGCUGGAAGUGUUGAUUGAAAUGAAAAACCAAGACGUGAGGUUCAGCAAAGACACCUAUGUCCUUGCUUUUGCAAUUUGCUACAAACUGAAUAGCCCGGAGUCUUUUAAAAUUUGCACUACCUUAAGAGAAGAAGCCCUAAUUAAGGGAGACAUUAUCUCCAGGAGAGCAUCCUGUUUUGCAGUGGCAUUAGCUCUGAAUCAGAACCAGGUGGAGAAAGCUAUGUCCAUUUUUUCUCAGAUCAUGAAUCCAGAAAGCAUAACCUGUGCUAACUUAAAUAUUUUAAUCCAUGUCCAGUCAAAUAUGUUGGAAAGCCUGAUAAAGAUCUUACAGGACACUCUUGACAGAAAUUUAUCAAAAUUUGUGAAAAGACAUGCGUUCUCAGAGGAAGUGCUGACCAAAGUGAGGGAAAAACUAAAGGACAGCCCGACUCUCACAGCCAGGUUUGAUGACAUCUAUGGGAAACUGCACAUAAAUGGCCACGUCACUGUCUACACUUUGGAUGCUCUGCUCUGCCAUGUGCCCCGGGACAAGAAAUCCAACACACUGCUAUUAAAUAAGAGGACAGUCAGCCGACGGACCUUACAACCGCUCAGCCGGUCCCUGCUGACUGAGUAACUGUCUUCAACCUGGAGGAGCAGCUUCGAGGCGCCUGCUUCUCCAGGAAUCACUGGCUUCUCCAAGAUGCCAGGCAUCUUCAGUGGCACUGUGCUGACACUUGGUCUCCCUAAGUCCCCUGAGUGGUGACUUGCUCAUCAGAAGAGCUAGCUCAAGCAAGGGAAGCAACACAGAAGGGCAGCUGUCCCUGUGUGAGAUGCCCUAGUGAGGGUCACAGCCACUAACGCAGCCCAGCAGAGUGACUCUCAGUAGGUACCCGUAGGAGAAGUUCCCCGAGGCCUGACCAACCUUAACUGACCUUCCACAGGAGACAUGCCUUGCAAGUGAUCUCCUCACUGAGUUUGGGACAUCUGAAACCCUCUUACCAUGUUGGGAAACGGCCAAGGCCCUUUCUCAUCUCUGCCAUCAUUUUCCCAUCUGCAUAAUGACACUGCCUGUGUGUGCUUGGAUGAGUGGACAUCUCCACUCACGGUCCAGUAGAGUUAAUCAUUCUCCGAAAUAAGAAAUAAA
This is a messenger RNA of Acomys russatus (golden spiny mouse), 1686 nucleotides long. RefSeq names its product pentatricopeptide repeat domain 2 (gene Ptcd2). Gene Ontology annotation, molecular function: RNA binding; protein binding. The transcript has 10 exons. The record is from RefSeq and is a predicted model, not a curated record. NCBI's taxonomy places the organism in Eukaryota, Metazoa, Chordata, Mammalia, Rodentia, Muridae. Gene Ontology annotation, biological process: regulation of mRNA processing; multicellular organism development; mitochondrion organization. Bases 31 to 1176 code for a protein of 381 amino acids. Gene Ontology annotation, cellular component: mitochondrion.